ACUUCUUUUAUUGUUCUCAUUACAAAAGGCCCAUUCUUGACUUGUUUAAAUAAAUCACCAAACAACAAUCAUCUUUUUCUUCCCAUGGCAACAAUGGCUGCUUCUCAUCUCUUCUGCAACACUAAUUCCCUUGAAACUAGAAGUUUUAAACAAUCAUUUUCAUCUUAUAAGCCAAAAGGAUUCUUGUCUGUUAGAAAAUUGAGGACCCAUGUAGUCAAAGCAACUUCUGAUGGCAAGAAACAAGUUGAGUUAGUGUAUAAUCUUGAUGAAAAGCUGAAUAAAUUGGCUGAUGAAGUGGAUAUGAAUGCUGGAUUGUCAAGACUCUCUUUGUUUUCUCCUUGUAAGAUAAAUGUUUUUCUAAGGAUUACUGAUAAGAGGCCGGAUGGGUUUCAUGACUUGGCAUCUCUAUUUCAUGUAAUCAGCUUAGGAGAUAAGAUAAAGUUCUCCUUGUCACCAUCAAAAUCUACAGAUCGUCUGUCAACUAAUGUGCCUGGAAUUCCACUCGACGACAGAAACUUGAUAAUAAAGGCAUUGAAUCUAUAUCGGAAGAAGACUGGAAGUGACAAAUUCUUUUGGGUCCAUGUUGAUAAAAGAGUUCCAACUGGGGCCGGGCUUGGUGGUGGAAGUAGUAAUGCUGCAACCGCUCUUUGGGCAGCAAACCAGUUCAGUGGUUGCCUGGCCACUGAAAAGGAACUUCAAGAAUGGUCUGGUGAGAUUGGCUCAGACGUCCCAUUUUUCUUUUCCAAUGGGGCUGCUUAUUGCACAGGGAGAGGUGAGAUUGUUCAAGAUAUACCCACACCUGUGCCUUUCGACUUGCCAAUGGUCCUGAUUAAGCCUCCAGAGGCAUGCUCCACAGCUGAAGUUUACAAGCGUUUCCGGUUGGAUGUAUCCAGUAGUGUUGAUCCUUUAACCUUGCUGGAGAAGAUAUCAAAGAAUGGAAUAUCACAAGAUGUUUGUGUAAACGAUUUGGAACCGCCUGCAUUUGAAGUGCUUCCAUCUCUGAAAAGACUAAAACAACGUAUACUGGCCGCAGGUCGUGGAAAAUAUGAUGCUGUUUUUAUGUCUGGAAGUGGAAGCACCAUAGUGGGGGUUGGUUCUCCGGAUCCCCCGCAGUUUAUAUACGAUGAAGAAGAUUAUAAGGAUGUUUUUUUAUCCGAAGCUACCUUCAUCACACGUACAGAGCAGCAGUGGUACACAGAACCAUCUUCCUCAAGUGCUACUUCACUAGGAGACCAAUUCAGUUGUGCUGCUUAGUCGGAUUAGUGUUGCGGUUGUUGUAAGAUUAAUAAUCCUUUGAGUCCAGUAUUCGUCCAUGUUUUUUUGAAAUACAUUUUAACCUUUAUAAACAUCGGCUUAAUGUGUUCAUAUUGGUGUUGUAAUGAUGGUAACAAACAAUUUUCAACCAUCGAGCUAAACGAACAGAGCUAAACGUACGCUCUUUCUCUUGCA
Erigeron canadensis is the source of this 1449-nucleotide messenger RNA. RefSeq names its product 4-diphosphocytidyl-2-C-methyl-D-erythritol kinase, chloroplastic/chromoplastic. The record is from RefSeq and is a predicted model, not a curated record. Gene Ontology annotation, cellular component: chloroplast. The transcript is spliced from 11 exons. The coding region runs from base 85 to 1254 and encodes 389 amino acids. Gene Ontology annotation, biological process: terpenoid biosynthetic process. Gene Ontology annotation, molecular function: ATP binding; 4-(cytidine 5'-diphospho)-2-C-methyl-D-erythritol kinase activity. Lineage: Eukaryota; Viridiplantae; Streptophyta; Magnoliopsida; Asterales; Asteraceae.